Wyeomyia smithii (pitcher-plant mosquito) is the source of this 8609-nucleotide messenger RNA. RefSeq lists its product as uncharacterized. The coding region runs from base 1155 to 6281 and encodes 1708 amino acids. NCBI's taxonomy places the organism in Eukaryota, Metazoa, Arthropoda, Insecta, Diptera, Culicidae. Gene Ontology annotation, cellular component: plasma membrane. The record is from RefSeq and is a predicted model, not a curated record. Gene Ontology annotation, biological process: Notch signaling pathway; membrane protein ectodomain proteolysis. Gene Ontology annotation, molecular function: metalloendopeptidase activity. The transcript has 13 exons.
AGUCGUAGUAGAACUUUAGUCUUGGUAGGAUGUAUCUACGGUCGUUCGUAGUUCUGCCGGUUGGUUUUAGGAAGAACAUUUUCACUAGAAAAUCGGUGGAAGAAAAACUUUUAGUAGUAUUAGCAUAGCAAUUGUGCCGUGCCGUGCGUGAGUGCGUGUGGUUUGUUUCGAGUGUGCUUGAUUGACUGGGAAUAGCUUUCGUUUUUUAUCUGUUUUUGUGUAGAACUUCGGUAGAAUUCAACCAAUCACUCUUGCGGUAACAUGUUGACGAAGUUGGUAUUUAAAGCCUCUGAAAUGCAGCUUACUGUAUACUAGUGUAAAUAGUGCAUUUUUGUGCCGUCGCUUGGGAGACAUAGUCAUAAAGUUCCUUUGUUCGGGGGGAAAGAUGGUAACAGUGGAAGCUACAGUGACCAUGAUGUAGUUAGUGCUGGCCAAAGGGAGUUAGGACGCAUUGAAGGCAAGAAGCAAAGUUACCAAACCGGCGAGUAGCAUACAUAUCGGGGUACGGGUGGUGUAACAUGAAAACAGCACAGGAAGGAAGCACCGACACGAUAAUUAUAAUAAAUGAUGACGAUGAAUUAGAACCAUGACUGAAAAAUGCUACGUAGUUUCAACGACGGGUGGCUCGAGAACGUGAGAUUCAGGCGCUAGCUCGCGCACUGUCGGAAGCUCGGUAGUUUGUGAAAUCUGGUCGGAAAGGAAGCAAGAAAAUCUUACGGAAGAGAUUAGCAAGAAGAAUGAAAUUUGAUCAGCAUAGUGGCUGUGAGUGAGAAAAUCAAAUGGCAAAAAAUUAUUCUUAGUGUUGUGCGUGCAUAAGUGUCUGUGUGUGGCUUGAGGAAGUUUUAAAUUACUACUAGGCUACAAAAAGUUAAGAAAAGCUCGCUUUUAUCACGUCUUAUACAGCGUAUGUAACAGGAAAUUUUUUAUUGUAAGAUUUCAUCAAAGUUCCGCUCCAAAUCAGUGUCUAUCAAUGUUGUAUGUGUUUCCGAAGUGUUGUGUCAAUUUGUAGAAGUAAGGAAAAAGAACCGCUGCGAGGAAAAAUAUUGUCUGUCGCCGUCCUAGCGGCGCUUCUAACCCCCGGCGCUGCCGUUUGGUCCGUGCGUUAUGUGCUUUUGAUUAAAAUUUAAAUGAGAAUUCGGUGAUGUCAUUAGUGGAUGAUAAUGAACUGGAUUAUACUAGGGGUGGUGUUUUUCCUAACGCCACAUCUUCGUUUGGAUCUCUCAAUUUCACCGUCAUCGGCCGAGUCAGCGCCCUCAUCGUUGAUCGGCAGCCUGCUGGGCAACAAUGGUCGCCGGUAUGUGUUGGGAGCCGUCCAUGGAACGCCACUGGGAGCAGAUUUCAGCUCGACCGCUUCGCUGCGUACGAUAAAUCCAUUCAUCAAACACUGGGAGCCAGCCCGAUUCGACCGGCGGCAGCUGGAAGUGGCUCACCGCCAUCACGAGAGCCAUCGACGGCGAAGACGCAACGUCAACUACGACCACAGUUCGGCCAGCUAUGGGCCGGCAAAUGUGGUCCGGCUCAGCUUCCACGCUCAUGACAGGGACUUCCGGCUGGUGCUGCGUGAGGAUCCCAGCUCGAUCUACGUCCGGGACGUGCAGAUCGAGAACACCGAGGGACCGGUAGAUUUUGACCUGUCGCGGGUCUACACCGGCAUCGUGGAAGGUGAUGAUAAAUCCCACGUGCACGGAGUGCUGACCCGGGACAAUUUGUUCGACGGCACGAUCGUCACGAACCUAGAGCAAUACUAUAUCGAGCCUGCCGCCCGGUACGGGCCGGAACUGGAGCGGCAAGGCGUCCAUACUGUGAUCUAUAAACUCAGUGACGUCAGGAUCCGACAGGAUCACCACCACGGUCACCAUCCGCCGCAGGCCAGCAGCGGUGACCAUGGAAGCAGUAGUAGUAAUAAAAGUAGCGGUAAUAGUCGUAAUUUUAGCGGUAGUAGCGAAGGUGGCAGCAAACAACCAGGUGAUAUUAGUGUCGCAGAGGAAGGCCAGAGUGAAGCAAAUGGUUGGAGGCAGACUGAAGAAGGAAAUCAUUCUUCUGCUCAGAAUCAAUUGAAUCAAAAGUCUGAUGAUACUAGUAAUAAUAGUGAUAGGCUAAGUAGGCAAAGUGUGAGACAACCGAAAGGCGGCUGGCCAAAAAAACGAGGUCGGAAAAACAGAGAAGGCGAAUCCAGCGGUCUGGUCCGAUUGAAAAGAAGUAAUCGUAAGAGCGACUUUAAGCGUAGAAAACGAUGGCUUCCUGAGGAGGUGCAGGAAUCUCGCGGUAAUCCAUCUCUUCCACUGGACCUUGAAGUUCCCUACAACGAUGAUUUCAGCAUCACACGUAAUCAUAACCUCAACCUUAACUUUAAGGAUCGAAUCAUAACACGAACGAGCUUGGCGAAUGGAGCAGCCGGCUCCGGAUCUAAUUCGGGCAGUGGCCACACUAUCAAUAGAAACAUUCAUUCCACCACGGCUAGCACUUCGAACACCCAGGAUAACCGUUUUCAUCCAUCAACUCCGGUUAACAACCGAAAAAAUCAUUUUCUGGUCAACACCUACAACCCGAACGGGGAUCUGAAUCAGCGAAUGAUCACCCGAAAUCGGAAUAUCAUUGGCAAUGUGUACGAUCAGAACGCGCCGGCCACAGGAAAUGGUUCAAACCCGAAUCAUAAAACGCACGUCGAAAUUAUCACCAAGAAUGGGCCAAAGAAGAAUAUUAUCGGAAAUAACUACGACCCAGACGUAACGAUAAGCGGCGGCCACAAUGGUGUCAAUUUGAACGUUCGAAACGAACUGAAUGAGCAGAAGCAAUCGUUCGCCAACUCGCUGUACGAUCGGAAGAGCACGUGCAUGUUAUAUCUGCAGGCGGAUCACACGUUCUUCCAGAAAAUGGGCUCGGAUGAAGCUAGUAUCGAGGCGAUCACACGACACGUUCAGAGGGCUAAUAUGAUCUACCGGAAGACGGAUUUCAACGGCGACGGAAAACCGGACAACAUCACUUUCAUGAUCAAACGCAUCAAGGUGCACAAUCUAAAUGCAGUCAAGGAUCCAACCUAUCGGUUUGCCGGCAGCUAUGGAGUUGAGAAGUUCCUGGAACUGUUCUCAGAGGAAGACUACGAUGCAUUCUGUCUGGCAUACAUGUUCACCUAUCGUGAUUUCGAGAUGGGUACACUUGGUUUGGCGUGGACCGGUGAUCUAAAAAAUGCUGGUGGAGUUUGUGAGAAGAAUGGGCACUACCGGGGGUCGCUGAAAUCACUCAACACCGGCAUCGUGACGUUACUGAACUACGGUAAACAUGUUCCACCUGCCGUUUCGCAUGUAACACUGGCGCACGAAAUUGGCCACAACUUUGGUUCACCGCACGAUCCGGAACAGUGCACGCCAGGUGGCGAGGAUGGAAACUUUAUCAUGUUUGCCCGUGCUACGUCCGGCGACAAGCGCAAUAACAACCGUUUCAGUCCCUGUUCACUUAAAGCGAUAGAACCAGUGCUGAAUGCCAAAGCACGUAGUGCCAAAGGAUGUUUCACUGAACCCCAAGCUUCCAUUUGUGGGAAUGGUGUUGUUGAGCCUGGUGAACAGUGCGAUUGCGGUUGGGAAGAAGAUUGCAAGGAUUCGUGCUGCUACCCGAUGUCCCGACACACUCGGUUCGACCAGAAACCGUGCACAUUAACUCCGAAAUCGCAAUGUAGUCCCUCGCAAGGCCCUUGCUGUACUUUGGAGUGCACUCUGAAACUAGGCGAUAAAUGCCGUGAUGACAAUGGCUGCCGAGACCCAGCGUAUUGCGAUGGUACUAUGCCGCGAUGCCCUUCGUCAAUCAAUAAACCGAAUAAAACGAUCUGCAACAAAGAGUACGUCUGCUACAUGGGCGAAUGCACAGGAUCAAUUUGCCUUGCUUACGGAUUGGAAUCAUGUCAGUGUACCGUUGGACCACACGAUCCUGCUAUUCGAGCCUGCGAACUAUGCUGUAAGCUUCCUGGUGAAGAAAAACCAUGCCUUAGCUCUUUCGAAUGGAACGAUCCACCGUUUGAUGUUCCGGAUAUGUACGCAAAACCGGGAACUCCCUGCAAUGACUACAACGGAUACUGCGAUGUAUCGCAAAAGUGCCGUGAGGUAGAUCCUUCUGGACCGCUUGCUACUUUGCGAAAGCUGUUUUUUUCUGAAGACAGUAUUGCCAUCUUCAAGAAAUGGGUUUUAUCCAACUGGUAUGCAGUGGCACUGAUAAUUAUCUUCGUACUAGCAUUACUGAUAUUGAGUGCGAAGCUACUGGGCAAACGGACAAACUUGAAGCUCAAAACGGUCACCAUCAUACACAGUGCAACGACGGAGACGGUACGGCUUCCGGAGGACAACAACGGUGUAAUAGUACACACAGCUGUCCGCACCAAAGUACCCCUAAAGAAGAAAGUACGCGGCGAACGUUUGAAGUCGAAAACGGCUCCCCUGCCACCAGGUGCACAGCAGAAACCACAACAACAACCAUUGAUCCCGAAACAACUGCUGGCAACAGCUUCCGGUCCAGGAGGAGCAGUAACCACCACCGCGACAGCAGUCGGAAACACAACGACAGCACUACCAUCCAGCUCCAAGGACCGAUUCCAUCUAUCCAGAUCGUCAACGAACAAUCCGGCCACGGUUGUCAUUAAACAGGUGAAACGUCAUGUUGGCAAAACCACUACCACCAACGCCAACACUGACAGUCCCCGCAAGCUGAUCAAGAAAAAGAAAAAACGCUCCAGUGCUACCCCCGGGGGUCCAUCGGACGAAUCACCAGUAAAAGAGUCCGCUUCGAAACAGAAAAAGAAAAAGACUAAGUCAAAACACAAGGAAGUGAUUGACUAUUCGAGUAGAAGCGAUUCCCACAACCACAGUAACACAUUUGGUAAAGUCCAUCAGUGGCUUCUAGAAUCACCGAUUGUGACUAGUGCUGCUCAGUUUGAGCACGCUUCCAAGGUAAGCAACAUUAUUAAUAAAAGUCAAUCGACGCCAGAGCAUUUGACUACAAAAACCGCCUCCGCGACUGUCGGAGUCCAGCAGCAACAGCGAUCCCCGAAGAAAACACGCGUCAAGACCAAAUCUGUUGGAAACCUGAACGAAAAAGUUCGCCUACAAGUAGUCUACAAACCACCAUUCAAAUUCAGCCUAAAGUUAUCGAAAAAUGAUACGUCAGUCAAAACGCAUAUUGUGCCAGGCCCGAUGGGUAAACGAAAAGGUCGGAUGGUUGAUCGAAAACGAGUUGCAGCUGCCAUUCAGUCCGAGUCGUUCCGGGGAAGAACUGCUCUCCUAGUGCGGCCAGCUCCAGAGGAAACUGUUCCCAUCGUUAACAGUUCCCUCUCAGAACCCAAUUAUGAAACUUUGAACCCACGCAAUAUGGAACCCUCGGAAGCACACAUGUAUGAAAACCUUAGCUUCAAUGCCGGUGCUGGAUCUGUCCCGAGCGAACUGCCAAACUCAGUGCCUCCUGCUCCCCCUCCUACUAUUAAUACAGCAACAUUCCGUAUCAAUCGUAGUGCAAGUGGUAGCAAUAUAAUGUCAUCAAAAACACACCUCCGAAAUCCAUCGAUCACUUCAAUGGGCUUACGUACCAGUGUGACCAAUUUGACCUCUGAGGUAUACAAAAGUAAUAGCAACAGCCGAGAGCGUGACAAACAUCACCACCGAUCAUACGGAGGAACUGUCGGGGGCGAAAGUACUGAAAGCCUGAUACGUUCGAGUACUACCAAUCUAGCUAAACUAGGUUGCAAUAAACGAAACAGUUUCGCCGAAAAACGACGGUCGAGCUACACCAGCCUUCACCAGCGACAUUCUGGUUCGGCAUCGAACCUACAUUCACUGAAGCGCUAUUCUGGCUCCUCUGGUCAAUUUCUUAACCAAGAAUCCUGUGAACCCUCUCUUGGACGGCGUCACAGCACCAACAUUAAGCCAGUAGAUAAUAAUACCAACAGUAUGAAAAAGCAGAAAAUUGCUCGAACCUCCAGCAGCAGUAACCUUCCCGCACCCAAUACCGGAAACGCAGCUCAGCGGCGCAGUAGCAUAGGUCACGGUAGCAGUAACAAUAGAAUAGCUCAUAGUUCCGGUUCUGCCAGCCAGAAACAUCUCUCCCGGCAAACAUCACUGAACAUCACACAGAAAUCGAUGACAACCGCAAUAGCGGAACGGCGACCCCAUACCUCCUCUUGCGAAGAUCGAGGAGGGAGCUUCGAGUGGCCUAUAGUCAGAAAGUGUGACAACGAUACCGACGAUCAGUUACCAUCUGAUUUGGAGGUUAUGGUCUCGGAUGCCGAAACCCUCGACAGAUAACCUAGAGCCGGCAAGUUCUGUAUACAUAGAUAGAAGGAUUGAUUUUUCUCCAAUAAUAAAGGGGAAUCUUCGUGUUCAUAUCAAUUUUAACCUGACAUUUUUUGUUUAGUUUCAAUUAUUGUCCUCUAGCAGCAUUUAAAAAAUAUUAGGGGGGGCGAAUAUGUUUGUCAAGUGCCAAGUAAGGAGUACGCCACUGCAAAGACUAUUUAUCGAAAACAAGCCCACACAUACCUACACUUCAAUCACAUUCCAAAAACUAUCGCAUCUUUUUGCUGGAAUACUGUAUAGCUAAAUUUCGAUCAAUCAAAAGUUGUUGAGGAAACAAACAAUGACUACAGGAGACACAGAAGCACAGAUUAUUCUGACCGAAUGAACGCAUAUCAGCGAACAGUAGAACCGCAGAUUAAGAAAAUUAGUGAAAGUUUCAGUGACUGAGACGUUUUUUGACGACAUGAAAACGUUCAACCAUAACUAUACUCUCUUUUGGUUCUUAGAAGUUCACACAUCAUCUCAACUGAUUUGUCAGAGUUGCAGUUUUCAGCCUCUUCAGAUGGAUUCAAUAUACAAAUAUUAGUGCUUGUGUAGAUUUGGAACCCAUUUUGAACCGUUUUGAAUAUAUCAUUCCAAAUAAAUAUUCAAAUACUCACGUGAAAAAAUUGAGCUAUAUGGUCCAAAUUCGUACCGGCUCAAAUAUUGGUAUAUCGGGCUCUUCUGUUACAAGAAUCAAAUUUCUGCUCUCUAUGCUUUCAUUAUCACGACUAUUAGUCAAAAGCACUGCCUUACAAUCAAAUGUUAUGCAACAGAAUACUGAAAUAAUAAUAUUCUCCUAGCACGGUCGAAAGAAUGUUGUCCAAACGUAAACAUCACAUUGCUAUUCAACCAUACCCAAGAGUAAAGUGAUCCACAACAGAAUCAUGCUAUUGAACGAUACUGCUGCAACCAGUCUCCUUAUUUGCACAGCAAUUUCAUUCACUCCACGACUCAUCAUAACAUUUCUCAAAUAAAAUGCAACCAAAAUGGAAAGUAACAAACGAAAACCUGCCAAAAUUUUAAAAUUGUUUUUAUUUGUGCGUAGAAUUGCAAACGAAUGAUCAUCGAAAUUUCUCGGAGAGGAGUAAGAAUUUUAUGUCAGCAUUUGAGAACUAAAUAAAUAACUAGAAACGAUACAAACAGAUCGCAGACAAAAGCUAGGAUAAAUGAAUUACUCACGAAACAAAUUGAUAACACACUAGAAAUAAUCCUGUAAAUAGUAAACGUUUAGCUAUGUUACGGUGAAAGGCAACAGAAGCUUUCGUUGUGAAUGAAACUCAAAACAAAAUCCAGAAAAACUAAUCGUAAACCUAACAGUUGAAGGAAAGAUUUACUUUUAUACAUAAAUUAUAUUUAAAAUUAAGACUACCUAAGAGAUACUACAAAAAACAGAAGAAACCUAAUUCAAAUAAGUUGAAUGUGAUUCUAAUCUUAUAAUAAAUCAAAUUUAUGAUGAAGAGGCAAACUAUGUAAAGUGAAAGGUUUUAUUUUUACACCAAGAGAUCAGCUAUAUAUUUACGUAACUGUAACUAACGAACUCCACGUUAAACUCAUUUAACUUGCAGAUAACCGCUGCCGACAGUGCGACGCGACUUAACUUAACUUAGUUAUCCUUUGCGACCAAAAUAUUUCUUUCUCCUUCACAUUUGGAGUUCAAUAACAUGAGAGACAAAGAUUUUCUACGAAACAGAAAAGCUUCCAAGUAAAACAAACGCAAAUUCAAUAAAUUUCUGUCAGCCUAACCCGACACCUAAGAGUAAAAAGAAAUAAUUCCAAUUCUCUUAUUUUUAUAUACACAUCCGCAUUUGCGCAAGGGAAUAUACAAGAAUAGAGCACAGUUUUUAUGCCUUUUCCAGACUUCGAAACAAGCACUGCAUCCUCCGCACACCACUGCAGUAAAGCAUAAUUCCUAACACAAUGUUGCUAAAUCUGUGAAAGCGACGGAACAAUUACGAUGGCAGAUACUUAAGUAUUACACAAUCGAUAGCCAAAAGAAGAACGCAGACGGAUAUGAAAUAUGAACCAUCACUUCAAUGCAAUUAUUUUAUGUGACCGACAAGAGAUUUUAUAAAGGCAUUCCUACACUACACGAAACUAAUUGUAAUAUUUUCUAUGCCAAUGUUGAUAUCAAGAAAUAAACAUACAAUCGAGCGCAUUUUCCCUCUUCAUGGACGUGUUGCGAAGUACGCUUGAUGUAAAUAUUUAGAUAACAGAAAAAAAAACGGAUGAAAAACAAAUGAAAGCAAACAUUGUACCGUACAAAAAUUAAAUAACAGCAACAAUCCGAAACCAAGAAAA